AAAAUAUUGUAAUAAAGCAGUCAUACAUAAAAAAAAACUUAUGGUUUACGAUUGUGAUAGUCUGUGCACGCAAUUUAAAUUUUACCCUUCAUAAAAUCCAACAUCUAGUGUUGUAUUUUAAUUAUCUAUGAAUUUUUUAAAUCGAGACUUUGCGUGUUACACACUCGGUACGGUCAGAAUAAUGCGCGGGCGCGAACCCUUGUCCAGCAGGCUUCCCUUGGCUCUCUCAGGAGUUUGACCUCUGGUCAAUGGUGAAAAGGACAGUCUUAACUGCAGUCUCCAGCGGAACGGAAUGCUAUUUACGCAGCAGUUCGCUCUUCCCUGCCUAGGAAGGCUUAACAAAAAGUCUCGGGCACCGAGUAAAACAAUGGAGAGAUAUGAGAGGCUGGGAAGACUUGGUGAAGGUAGCUAUGGAGUGGUGUUCCAGUGCAGAGACAGGCAAACAGGAAGACUGGUAGCUGUUAAGAAGUUUCAACAGACUGAAGACGACCCCCUUAUAAGAAAAAUCGCUCUCAGAGAAAUACGGCUGCUUAAGAACCUCAAGCAUCCAAACUUAGUGAAUUUAUUAGAAGUCUUCAGAAGAAAAAGAAAACUUCACUUAGUAUUUGAGUACUGCGAGCACACGCUGCUCAAUGAGAUGGAAAAGUAUCCGCGAGGAUGCCCAGAGCAGAUGACAAGACAACUCACCUGGCAAAUUCUUCAGGGUGUUGCUUACUGUCAUAGACUCGGCUGUGUUCACAGAGACGUAAAGCCGGAAAAUAUUCUCAUCACAGGCGACGGCGUUGUUAAACUCUGCGACUUCGGGUUCGCAAGAAUGCUAAGUCCUGGAGAAAAUUACACCGAGUACGUUGCGACCAGGUGGUAUCGAGCGCCAGAGCUUUUGGUCGGCGAUACUCAGUAUGGAACUCCCGUUGAUGUUUGGGCAAUUGGGUGCGUGUUUGCCGAGUUAAUUCGAGGAGAAGCACUUUGGCCAGGUAAAUCCGAUGUUGAUCAACUGUAUUUAAUCAGAAGAACUCUAGGAGAUCUUUUACCUCGCCACAUGAUAAUUUUUCAACAAAAUGAAUUCUUCGCUGGUGUUACUCUGCCCACGCCUCAGUCAGUAAUGCCUCUAGAAGCUGUUCUCCCCAUGACUGCUAGUACACCUGUACAAAUUGAUUUUCUGAAAAAAUGCCUAGAAAAAGACCCAGAUCACAGGUGGACUUGUGAUCAAUUAUUACAACAUGUAUACUUUGAAAACUUCCACUAUAUGUUGCCUAAUGGCGAAAUUGAAGAAUAUGAAAAGAAUCGGAAGUAUCGAGAUCGAUCACGAAAUUCCAAUUACAAUCAAAUGGUGCUGCCGCAACUAACUUCCAAAGGUGGAGGACUUCAUCAGGAAAGCCUUCCAAAAAGUUCGUCUGUCCAGCAACAUCAAGACUUUGAUCAUUUACCUACAAUUCGUGGAUGUAAUUAGUCUUGGUACUAAAUAAGUUAUUGUAAUAUACUGUCCAUUUUUAACUGUAAAAAACUGUAUAAUUACUUCUUCUCAAUGUACUUAUUUCUUCGUCUAUUUAAUCCAAUAAUUUAACAAUUAUUAUUUAUUUAUUUUUAUUUUUUUAUUUAUUACUAUCAUAUUUAUUUAAAUUAAUUAAUAACAAUUAAACGAUGAAAUAUUUAUUCUAAAGUACAUUUAUAAUUCAGUUAUAUAAAGUUUUAUUGAUAAACUAUUUAGUCUUCUAAAAAUAAGCUGUAAAGUAAUUUGUAUCGCUAACAAUGCUUCAUCUAACAGACUGAAGUUGAUGUAAAAAGAAUAAACAAUAAAAAAAAUUAAAUACC
Messenger RNA from Cotesia glomerata, 1812 nucleotides. Its product is annotated as cyclin-dependent kinase-like 4. Gene Ontology annotation, molecular function: cyclin-dependent protein serine/threonine kinase activity; ATP binding. Bases 293 to 1450 code for a protein of 385 amino acids. Lineage: Eukaryota; Metazoa; Arthropoda; Insecta; Hymenoptera; Braconidae. The record is from RefSeq and is a predicted model, not a curated record. Gene Ontology annotation, biological process: protein phosphorylation. Gene Ontology annotation, cellular component: nucleus. The transcript has 6 exons.